Molecule: messenger RNA, 1641 nt
Organism: Arachis ipaensis
Lineage: Eukaryota; Viridiplantae; Streptophyta; Magnoliopsida; Fabales; Fabaceae
Product: E3 ubiquitin-protein ligase RHF2A
Molecular function (GO): ubiquitin-protein transferase activity; zinc ion binding
Source: RefSeq, a predicted model, not a curated record
AGAAAAAAAAAAUAGUAAAACCUUUCCAUUUCUUUUUCUUCUUAUUUUUAUGUUCUGUGUUUUGUGUUUUCUCUCUCUUCCCUCCUCUCUCAUACUGCGGGGUGGGACCAGGUAACUUCUGCCAUUUCUCAAGCGUUCAAGCCUCGAUCUUCCCUUGAUGGCCCUGCCCUCUAUUUCUUGACACCUUUAAUUUCCUAUCCAUGGAGAAGGUACCAGGGAUGGAAGGCAAGGCUGAGAGUCAAAUGACUUCGGCUGAAGCCUUCGUCGAAGGAGGGAUUCAAGAAUCGUGUGAUGAUGCUUGCAGCAUAUGCCUUGAGGAUUUCUCCGAAAGUGAUCCUUCGACAACCACUGCAUGCAAGCAUGAGUUUCACCUUCAAUGUGUUCUUGAAUGGUGCCAGAGAAGCUCUCAGUGCCCUAUGUGUUGGCAAACUAUUAGCAUGAAGGAUCCAACCAGUCAAGAGCUGUUUGAGGCAGUAGAACGGGAAAGGAAGUUGAGGGCUAUCGCACCAAGGACUGCUGCUAUCUUUCACCACCCUGCCUUUGGUGAUUUUGGACUGCAGCAUUUAGGCAUAAGUGAUGCUGAUCUUGAACAACGAAUAAUUCAACAUUUAGCUGCAGCAGCAGCAGUUGGGAGAUCACACCAUCAUGGUCGGAGGGAAGGGCAUCAAACUAGGGCAUCUGCUCAUGGUCAUCCACCCGUUAUCGUUUUGUCAUCUCAGCCACCGCAAGUCCCUGAAUCAUCUCCUAGAGGGGGAGAUGAACCAGCUACAAAUCCUUUAGGAACUCCAUCUAGUCCUAUGACAUCCCGUGGAGGUGAAAUAUCACGGCAGAUCCCACAUCUUCAGACUCAAAGCUCUUCUUCAGCUCCUCGGGAUAGAGACUCUAUUGCGCAAUCUUCUCCAGCAAACCAAGAUAGAGCAGGGCCAUCAGAAUCCCAGUCCAUUUCUGAUUCUCUGCGGGCCCGAUUUAGUGCGUUGUCCAUGAGAUACAAAGAGUCAAUUUCAAAAGGCGCAAGGGGAUGGAAGGAGAGGCUGUUCUGUCAUGGUUCUUCCAUGUCAAAAGUUGGCUCAGAAGCUAGGAGAGAGGCUGGAAUUGCCGGCGUCACACAAUUGGUGCAAUCCCAAUCUCUUCAAAAUAGAGCAACUUAUAGAACUGCGACUACCUCUUUGUCAAAUCAUUUGGAGGAUCAUCCCACUGGAGAGGUGACCAACCAGAACAGGGGAGCUAGAAGAGAGAAUGCAUCGCAUGAUAACACUCCAGCUGCUUGUUCUGCUAGCUCACGUUCAAAUUGAGCUCUAUUUUGUUUCUGUCGAUAAAAUCUUUCCUCAUCAUCUCAUGUUUGAAGGUUAAUUAUUCCCCGGACAUGUUGCAAAAUGGAAAUAUAUGUUCUGUUCUGGUUUUACAAUAACAAGUUAAAAGGAUCUGAAAGAUGCAACUGUGAUUGAACCUAUAAUGUUACUAUCUUCAUGUAUAUAUGCAUACGUAACAUGUAAUAUACAUUAAUACCGGUAAUGUUUUAUGAAAUUGGCAAGCCAUGGGCAUAUACUGUGAUAAGUGACAUGAAUGUGCGCCCAAAGUUGGAGACGUUUUCCCAUAUUUGUCCUAAUUAGUUACUCUACAUAUAAUGAUUGAUUUGUGUCA